CCAAAAGCUCCUUGAGGUCCAAGAUACCGAGGAGGAGUCGGUAUUUCAAUUAAUUUUGGCGUCGGUCCAUUCCCAGCCUUAAAAAAAAUCCAAGCAAUACCAACACAAACAAAGAAUAGGACUCCAAGAAACUUCCGCACUCAGUCCACCCCGUAUUCCAUUUCUCAUCCCUUUACAAUCCGCUGACCACCAUAAACCAUAACCAUUGAUAAACACCAUUACAGUCCAUUUUACCUUUCGACAGAUCAUCGGAACGAUAUUAUUAUCUGUCAUCGCUAUAAUUUCUUUGAGGCAAUUCGUCGAACAUAUGCGAUGCAGCUUAUGAAGACGUUACACAUCAUCAAGUACUGGCUAACAGAGCACCCUACCAUUGUAAACUUCCGGUGGAGUUCCACCCAAUCAUGGGGCUCCACGUGGUCUUUCCUCUUCACCGUCAUCCCCGCCUACCUCGCCGUCGCCGUUACCCUCCACCUCAUCCUCACCAUCUUCCGCCGCCGCCGUCCAGUGCCGCUCGGCCCAAUCCCGGCCGCGCACAGCCUCCUGAUGGCUUUAAUCUCCGCCGUGAUCUUCGUAGGCAUCCUCCUCUCCUCGGCCGCAGAGAUUCGCGACACGCGGUGGCUCUGGCGGCGCACCAAGACCACCCCGUUCCAGUGGCUCCUCUGCUUCCCUCUCGGCACGCGCCCCUCCGGGCGCGUCUUCUUCUGGUCCUACGUCUUCUACCUAUCCCGGUUCCUCCACCUGUUCCGCACAUUCUUCACCAUCCUCCGGCGCCGGCGACUCUCCUCCUUCCACCUCUUCAACCAAUCCAUCCUCAUCUUCACGUCCUUCCUCUGGCUCGAGUUCUCUCAAUCGUUUCAGGUCCUGGCCAUACUCUCCUCCAGUCUGCUCUACUCCGUGGUCUACGGGUACCGGUUCUGGAUCGGAGUCGGGUUGCGCGGCGCGUGCUUCCCACUCGUGGUGAAUUGCCAGGUGGCGUUGCUGGUAUGCAACUUGGCCUGCCACGUCGGCGUUCUGUUGCUUCAGGUUUUCAAAGGCGGGUGCAACGGAAUUGGGGCGUGGGUGUUCAACUCUGUGCUCAAUGCCGCCAUUCUUUUGCUGUUCAUGAAGUUUUAUGUGAAAACGCAUUUGAAGAAUUCAAAGGUGCGUGUUGAGGUUGAAGAAGAGAGUAGUUCCACACGUUGGGGAUCUGGUUUGGAGUCAAACAAUGAGGUUAAAGAGAACUAGACAAGAGCAGGUGAGUUGGUUACUAGGCAGGAGGAGAGUUUUGUUAUUUGUUUUCUUUGUAAUUUUAUUUUUUACUGGGAAUAUACAUUGUGAAUAUGAUCUCUUUCUUGCCUGA
Molecule: messenger RNA, 1339 nt
Organism: Rosa chinensis
Lineage: Eukaryota; Viridiplantae; Streptophyta; Magnoliopsida; Rosales; Rosaceae
Product: elongation of fatty acids protein 3-like
Exons: 1
Coding region: 313-1224 (303 amino acids)
Biological process (GO): fatty acid elongation, polyunsaturated fatty acid; fatty acid elongation, monounsaturated fatty acid; sphingolipid biosynthetic process
Cellular component (GO): endoplasmic reticulum membrane
Molecular function (GO): fatty acid elongase activity
Source: RefSeq, a predicted model, not a curated record